Messenger RNA from Jatropha curcas, 937 nucleotides. It is a transcript of the gene RPB5E, whose product is annotated as RNA polymerase II fifth largest subunit, E. Gene Ontology annotation, molecular function: DNA binding. The record is from RefSeq and is a predicted model, not a curated record. Lineage: Eukaryota; Viridiplantae; Streptophyta; Magnoliopsida; Malpighiales; Euphorbiaceae. Gene Ontology annotation, biological process: tRNA transcription by RNA polymerase III; transcription by RNA polymerase II; transcription elongation by RNA polymerase I.
AAUCAUUGACAGACGAUUCUGAUUUUGUCCCUCUGCCAUUGAAAAGACACGCAUCGCGUGUUUGACAGAGAAUGGAGAUUGACGGCGGUUUUGGUUUGGUGGAAGGCGACGGCGGAACCCAAUGCAUAACGCAGUUUGUUGACCAUGGCAGCAUAGAGAGUCAUAGGUAUUACCUCUCUCGCAGGACUGUUCUGGAAAUGCUAAGAGAUCGAGGCUAUGACGUGGCCGACUCAGAGCUUGCUGGGUCACUCACUCAGUUCCGAGCCGAGUUCGGCGACAAACCCGAACUCCAACGCCUCCGUAUCUCCGUCUCUCUCCGCACCAAUCCUUACAAAAAGAUGUUGGUAAUCUUCAUGGGGACAGAGGACAUAAAAAAGGCAACUAUUCGUUGUGUACUGGCUCAGAUUGUGAACAGAGAAAGUUUAAAUGGGUUAAUGCUGAUCUUGCAAAGCAAAAUGAACCAUCAUGCCCGGAAAGAGAUGGCUAAAUUCCCAUCUAAAGUUGAGAUUUUUCAAAUCACUGACUUACUGAUGAACAUAACCAAGCACGUUAUAGUGCCAAGGCAUGAGAUAUUGACUAUUCAGCAGAAGGAACAGCUUUUGAACAAGUACAAAGCUGAAGACAAGCAGUUGCCUAGGAUGCUUGAAACUGAUGCUAUUGCGCGAUACUACAGAUUGGAGAAGGGGCAGGUGGUGAAAAUUACUUACAGCGGUGGACUUGUUGAUUCACUUGACACGUACCGCUGCGUUACUUGAUACUCUUAUGUUGUACUUUUGCAGCAACAGCAUUUUACCAUCCAUUAUUGCCAAACUGUGAUUUAGAUUUCCUUGAUUAUGUGUAUUUGUCUUCAUUAAUCGGCACAAUGAUAUGCACUAUGGAAGCUAAGUUUGCAGGAUUGAGUAUCUCAAUAGUAAAAUUAGUACUUAUCUUUUUCUAA